Molecule: messenger RNA, 1950 nt
Organism: Lithohypha guttulata
Lineage: Eukaryota; Fungi; Ascomycota; Eurotiomycetes; Chaetothyriales; Trichomeriaceae
Gene: MAK10
Product: N-alpha-acetyltransferase, non-catalitic subunit
Exons: 4
Coding region: 1-1950 (649 amino acids)
Biological process (GO): N-terminal peptidyl-methionine acetylation
Cellular component (GO): NatC complex
Source: RefSeq, a predicted model, not a curated record
AUGAUUACUCACGAUAUCACCGCUCAGUUCCACUCAGCGACGCGCCAUGUCACUGCUGGCACUUUGGUCAAAGAUGAUCACUUUUCCUUAUUUGAGGCCGUUGGGGCUCUCGAGAUUGGAGAUCCCAAGAUGGAUAGUGGGUGUCUCGAGCCAGGAGAGUCCCUUGAUCAGGAGUUUGAUAUGACAAAAGAUAUUCUUCCCGAAGAACUAAUCUGGCUUAUGGAUGAAUUGCUAAAUCGAGAGGAAGAGGACUUUACAACACAACUCUUCAACAGAGAAUUACUUCACAAGUUUGCUGGGGAGAGUAUCUCGCAGAUUGCCUUCGAAGCAUUAAUCGCUGUGGGCGAGUCUCAGAUCAACCCACAACUUAAAGAUGCUAUAUCUGCUCGCCUCGGGUUUCGACACGAGGUCUUGGGUAUGUUGAUGAAACAUACAAACAGUGAGGCACCACCAAGUUCUCACACCACGACGAUGCAUCAGUCUCUUGACGCACAACAGAAGAGUCAACCUCUUAGCAAACCUGUCUCCGAAGCUUUCAGCACUAAACUACAACGGCGCCUUGCGAGCACGGUACCUCCACGUCCUAUGGUGACUGUGUCUAUGGACCAAGCGUGGAACUUCUGGCAUCAAAUGCUUGACGAUUGCAGCAAUAUCUUCAGCGUUCGACAAGCGACUCACAGCCAAGACCUAUAUAUUGCUUACCAGAUCUUCGCAUAUAGCUCACCACAGCCUUCAACAUAUCCUCGUGCUUUGCUGCAAAUGUUCUUGACUAACGAGAAUCUUGUUGGCUCUCGAAUUGAGCCUUCAUAUUUUCUCGAGGAAGACAUACGAUCGUUGACUUUGCCAGCGUCACAGCUUCUUAGAGUUGCCAAUGGCACAUACGGGAGGUUCUGUCAUGGCAAUCAGAGAGUUGCGGAUGCAAUGCAAGAGUUCAUUGAUAGAUUCGAGCACAACUUUGUCAACCUAUACCGGGCGUUGUGCCUGAACAGCUGUCGCAUGCGAAGAACCUUCUGUCACGCACUACUCGAAUGGGACAACUUGCAGGCUCAGGUCGAAGAACUAGAUGCCAUCAUACAAGAGGCGGUACACGAACAACGUACGCCAUACCUGCCAGGCUCACCACCUACCUUCUCAUUCAGUCUGAGUAGCUGGAUUUAUCACCACAAACUGAACAUUCUUCAGCUCACAAUUCAGAUGGGCUUCGAGCUAGCAAUCUAUGCUCCCCACGAACUUGCAGGCAUGUACUGGUAUCUGUCGAGUAUAUGCGACAUCCAUCUUAGCCAUCUCGAGCGCAUUAGCCACUUCGUCACUGCUAAGGAUACUGAGGUCAAGCGAUCAAAGAUGACGCCGGCAGUCAAAGAGAAAGCCAUCAAAGAAUGUAAGGAUGCGCUAGACAGGCUAUACAAGCAAUAUGCUUGGAUCAAGGCCACGCAGUUGCUCGCAGGUACUAUGCAUGGUAUCUUUGUCGUUCUGCAGCGUUAUGGUGUCUUCGUCAAUCAACAACCACUAUACUCCUCAGACAUGAUGCGGUACGAGAUCCGCAUGAAGCCUUUCUUGGGCCUCUCGAUUCCAGAACCUCUCUCGCAUGACGACUCUGAAAGAGAAGUACAGAUGCAGAACAUCGAUACUGAGGAAAUCCUUGAUCAGGUCACAGGUUUUAGCGCCGAUGCAAAGAAGGCUUGGGAGGAGGUAUCCAAGACGACAUGGAACAUGUUCCCGAUCACGAACGAUGUUAACCAUGCUUCUGUACUGACCGAAAGACGGACGGCUGAUUUGAAAGAUUGUCUCAAAGCGGCAAUAGCUGCUAGCCUUUGUGUAUUGUCACUUAAGAAAGCUCUGAAAAAUGAUGCAUGGAAGGAGAAGGCACAAAAGGAAGCAAGACUGCCUGCGCCAGGUGUCAAAGGUCGAUGGCAUCGAUGGUGGAUACUGCCUGCUUUACCUCCUGUCUGA